UGCUGAAAGCGUCAUGAAACCAUCAGCCAAUCACAGAGCAGCAAGUAGAUGGGCGGGACGACAACUACGGUAACUGAAACCGCCGUGAACUUUGCCGGGUGUUGAACUACCUCUUUAUUCUGUUUGUAUCAAGUAUGGGCAGUGUCUUGACUGCCACGUCCCCCAGUCCAGCCCCAGUUGUAGCUGGAGGUGCUGCGGGGGUGCAAGGGUUGCUGUCAGUCCCACCUGGGUUCUCUGUGCCCUCAGUGUCUUCCGUCCCUCAAACAUCUACGCCUGGCCAGGAAACUGCAGAUACAGACUCCUUACUCCCAAACCCUGGCACGUAUGAAGAGUGCCACCGCAAAUGUAAAGAGGUCUUCCCCCUGCAGAUGGAAGGGGUUCGGUUGCUGGUCAACAAGGGCCUCAGCAAUCACUUCCAGGUCAGCCAUACUGUUACCCUCAGUACCUUGGGUGAUUCUGGUUAUCGGUUUGGUGCCACCUAUGUAGGCAGUAAACAGACUGGACCAGCAGAGUCAUUCCCAGUCAUGGUUGGCGACAUGGACAAUACUGGCAGUCUCAAUGCCCAAAUCAUCCACCAGCUUACCACUGCUGUACGCUCCAAAAUAGCCAUCCAGACUCAGCAACACAAGUUUGUAAACUGGCAGUGUGAUAUGGAGUACAGAGGUGAAGACUUCACUGCUGCUGUGACCCUUGGAAACCCAGAUGUCCUUGUUGGAUCUGGCAUUUUAGUGGCCCACUAUCUUCAGUCUGUCACACCGAGUCUUGCUCUGGGUGGUGAGCUUGUGUACCACAGUAGACCAGGAGAAGAAGGAACUGUCACAUCCUUUUUGGGGCGAUACACAGGUGACAACUACGUUGCUACUUUAACUUUAGGAGGUGCAGGGGCUCAUGCUACAUACUAUCACAAAGCCAAUGAUCAGUCUCUUCCAAUGCAGUUGCAGGUGGGAGUUGAAUUUGAAGCCAACACUAGGAUGCAAGAUACCACCGCAUCUUUUGGUUACCAGCUGGACCUUCCCAAAGCUAACCUGCUCUUUAAAGGUACAGUUGACAGUAACUGGGUGGUUGGGGCAACACUGGAAAAAAAAUUAGUGCCACUGCCCCUCACAUUGGCCUUAGGGGCUUUCCUCAACCACCGUAAGAACAAGUUCCAGUGUGGCUUUGGUGUCACCAUCGGCUAGUCAGCUAUGGACUGCCCACAGAAUGCUUGCAGGUCUUUGCUUGGACUGGCACAGAGACAUGCAAGGACCUGGACUAACUUUUAAAAAUUGGAUUCAGAGACUCUCUUACCACCUUGAUUUCUGGGACACAAAGAGAGACAAAGAUCUGUUGAGGAGCCAGGACUGGCCAAGCCAUGCCUACAAUACUGUAGCACAAAUGUCUUUCCUGUAUGGUGUAUAUACCCAGAGGCUAGAAAAGGUCUAUAACAGAGGGCAUCAAGUGAUGCAUGAGCUUGUGUGAUGUUAAAAAUCAGUGGCUAGACAUAAUAUAUGAUCAAGUGUGGACUGAAAUAAAUGUCAUAACUUUUUUUCUAA
Thalassophryne amazonica is the source of this 1532-nucleotide messenger RNA. RefSeq names its product translocase of outer mitochondrial membrane 40 homolog (yeast) (gene tomm40). Bases 135 to 1178 code for a protein of 347 amino acids. Gene Ontology annotation, molecular function: transmembrane protein transporter activity. NCBI's taxonomy places the organism in Eukaryota, Metazoa, Chordata, Actinopteri, Batrachoidiformes, Batrachoididae. The transcript is spliced from 10 exons. Gene Ontology annotation, biological process: protein import into mitochondrial matrix. The record is from RefSeq and is a predicted model, not a curated record. Gene Ontology annotation, cellular component: mitochondrial outer membrane; mitochondrial outer membrane translocase complex.